UAGGCGGGACUUCCGGGUUUUGCAAAGUGGACGCCAUUUGCUUCUACUGUACAGUCGUGGAUGGUUCUAAUUACGGAAUAGCUAGCCAGCCUUUCUCAGGUCUUUCAUCAGCCCUUCAUUCUGAGCAGUGGAGGCUGAUAGGAGUUACCUCUGGGCCGUGACUCCUCAUAACGGGCGUGUCCCGUGGUCGCUCGACGGGCCGCGGCCUCCCGGGAGUCUGUUAGCCCGCCCUUCAUCCCCGCAGUCGCCAAGGGCGGCGCCCGGGGUGUUGUGCGCCCUUUCCACGGAGGACACCUCGGCUCGGAGUGCGACAGUCAGCCGAGGUUCUUCUUCUUCCAGCUUCGCUCGACCCAUAGAGUCCCGCAAUGGCGGCGUCGCCGACCCAUCAGACGCUGGUAUCUGUGACCUUCAAUGAUGUGGCUGUGACUUUCACCCAGGAAGAGUGGGGACAACUGGACCUGUCCCAGAGGACCCUGUACCAGGAAGUGAUGCUGGAAAAUUGUAGGAUCUUGUUGUCUCUGGGGUGUCCUGUUCCCAGACCUGAGCUGAUCUACCAACUGGAACAUGGGCAGGAGUUGUGGAUGGUGAAUAGAGACCUCUCCCAAAGCACCUGUCCAGGUAACAAAGAAAAAUUCAAGACCACAGAACCUACCAUUUGUGAGCCAGAACUGUCUGAGGGAGCCUUACUCCAGGAACAACCAACACAAAAAGUUCCAGGGGACUGGCAGGUGAACCAAACCAAGGAGCAGGCUGGUCCAUCAGAAUUGCAUAAAGGACACAGGAGACCAGGGAUAGACCCCCAGAAGGAGAAGUUCCCUGGGAGCCGUGAAGGUGGCAGCUCAAGGACAGCUGCUGGUGUGUGUUCAAAGAUUGUACAGGAGCCAGUCCCUCCAGGAGAUGCUGUCUUUGACCAUGACUCAUGCAGAUUAAGUAAAGAUCCCAUGACUCAGGAAGAGGAAAAUAUCUUUAAAUGCAAUGAAUGCGGGAAAGUUUUUAAUAAGAAACACCUUCUUGCUGGGCAUGAAAAGAUUCACUCUGGAGUGAAGCCCUAUGAAUGCACAGAGUGUGGGAAAACGUUUAUUAAGAGCACACACCUCCUGCAGCACCACAUGAUCCACACUGGAGAGAGGCCCUACGAGUGCAUGGAGUGUGGGAAAGCCUUCAACCGCAAGUCAUACCUCACACAACACCAGCGGAUUCACAGUGGAGAGAAGCCCUAUAAGUGCAAUGAGUGUGGAAAGGCCUUCACCCACCGCUCCAAUUUUGUCCUGCAUAAGAGGAGACACACUGGAGAAAAAUCCUUUGUGUGCAAAGAAUGUGGGCAAGUUUUUCGACAUAGGCCAGGAUUUCUUCGACAUCACAUCAUCCACAGUGGCGAGAACCCUUAUGAGUGCUUCGAGUGUGGCAAGGUCUUCAAACACAGGUCGUACCUCAUGUGGCACCAGCAGACUCACACUGGGGAGAAGCCCUAUGAGUGCAGUGAGUGUGGGAAGGCCUUCUGUGAGAGUGCAGCCCUCAUUCACCACUACGUCAUCCACACUGGGGAGAAGCCCUUUGAGUGCCUCGAGUGUGGGAAGGCCUUCAACCACAGGUCCUACCUCAAGAGGCACCAGCGGAUCCACACUGGGGAGAAGCCCUAUGUGUGCACUGAGUGUGGAAAGGCCUUCACCCACUGCUCCACUUUCAUCUUGCAUAAGAGGGCCCACACUGGAGAAAAACCUUUUGAGUGCAAAGAAUGUGGGAAAGCCUUCAGCACCAGGAAAGACCUUAUUCGACACUUCAGCAUCCACACAGGGGAGAAACCGUACGAGUGCAGUGAGUGUGGGAAGGCCUUCAAUCGCAGGUCAGGCCUCACGAGGCACCAACGGAUUCACAGUGGAGAGAAGCCCUACGAAUGUAUGGAGUGCGGGAAAGCCUUCUGCUGGAGCACGAAUCUCAUUCGACACGCCAUUAUCCACACUGGGGAGAAGCCAUAUAAGUGCAGUGAGUGUGGAAAGGCCUUUAGUCGCAGCUCAUCCCUGAGUCAGCACCAAAAGAUGAUUCACUCUGGAUUGAAGCCCUAUGAAUGCACAGAGUGUGGAAAAACCUUUAGUAAGAGCACUUACCUCCUUCAGCACCACAUGGUCCACACAGGGGAGAAGCCCUAUAAGUGCAUGGAGUGUGGGAAGGCCUUCAACCGAAAAUCACACCUUACACAACACCAGCGGAUUCACAGCGGUGAGAAGCCCUAUAAGUGCAAUGAGUGUGGAAAGGCCUUCACUCACCGCUCCACUUUUGUCCUGCAUAACAGGAGCCACACGGGCGAAAAACCCUUUGUGUGCAAAGAAUGUGGAAAAGCCUUCCGAGACAGGCCAGGUUUCAUUCGACACUACAUCAUCCACAGUGGUGAGAACCCUUACGAGUGCUUCGAGUGUGGCAAGGUCUUUAAACACAGGUCGUACCUCAUGUGGCACCAACAGACUCACACUGGGGAGAAGCCCUAUGAGUGCAGUGAGUGCGGGAAGGCCUUCUGUGAGAGUGCAGCCCUCAUUCACCACUACGUCAUCCACACUGGGGAGAAGCCCUUUGAGUGCCUCGAGUGUGGGAAGGCCUUCAACCACAGGUCCUACCUCAAGAGGCACCAGCGGAUCCACACUGGGGAGAAGCCCUAUGUGUGCAGUGAGUGUGGAAAGGCCUUCACCCACUGCUCCACUUUCAUCUUGCAUAAGAGGGCCCAUACUGGAGAAAAACCUUUUGAGUGCAAAGAAUGUGGGAAAGCCUUCAGCAAUCGGGCAGAUCUCAUUCGACACUUCAGCAUCCACACAGGGGAGAAACCAUAUGAGUGCAGCGAGUGUGGGAAGGCGUUCAACCGCAGGUCAGGCCUCACGAGGCACCAACGGAUUCACAGUGGAGAGAAGCCCUAUGAAUGCAUGGAGUGUGGGAAAACCUUCUGCUGGAGCACGAACCUCAUUAGGCACUCCAUUAUCCACACUGGGGAGAAGCCCUAUGAGUGCAGUGAAUGUGGAAAGGCCUUUAGUCGCAGCUCAUCCCUGAGUCAGCACCAAAAGAUGCAUUCUGGAAGAAACCCUGUCAGUGUAACAGAAGUGAGAAGACCCUUCACCAGUGGACAGACUGCAGUCAACCUCCAGGAACUCCUGUUGGGGAAAGACUUUUUGAAUGUAAGCACUGAGGGAAAUCUUUUGCCAGAAGAAACAUCUUACUCAGAAUCUACUCAUUCAUACCAAAGAGAAACCCCACAAAUAUCUUCCCUGUAAGAAAACCUGUCGCAAGAUUGCUCAUCUAAUGAGUCAUAUUGGAGAUUGACUCUGCCUAGAGCCUUAUUGUGAAUCAGAAAAUUCAUCAGGAGAGAGACCCAGUGGUUAUUAGGCCCUUAGAAAACCUUCAGCUACAUCUUUCUCCUUAGUUUACACUGCAGUGUUAUCUCAGGAAUGUUUUCUUUAAAAAGAAGGGAGAGUCUUAGAAAAUGAACUGCAAAUAGUUUCUUUCAGACUCCUUGCUAAGCCUAUGGCACUUUGUCAUAGAUUCAUUAGUUUAGCUGGCAAGAGGAAAGUUUUGCUUCAGAGGUAAAGGACUGAGGGUCUUUAUGUGUCUUGUACAUACAUUCAUUACUGUCCAGUGUCCAGAGAGUUAGACAGUUCAGGGCAGGUCUAUAAACUUUCAUUGAAUAUCUUGUUCUAAAAUGUUGUCUCCACUCUUAAGGAGCUUAAUUUUUGUGAGGAAUAUGAAAGCUUGAGCCAUCAAAUACCUUUCUAUUUGAGGAGGUAAGAAUACAAAUAUAAAUGGGGCCGUUUUAUUGCACCAAUUAAGACUGUUUAAAAGCUUUGAUUUUUAAAAAACAAACUUUUCUCAAUUUUGUUUUAAAAACCUAAUACUCAAGACAUUUUCUUGGUCCUGUGCUCUUGGCUUACUUGAUUGCUAUAGUUAUAUGGUAAAUUUUUUAAUUGGGUAAAGUGAUUCUGCUGUCCUUAUUCUUUAUGUAAAAAUGAUGUAUCACUCUUAGUUACUUUGAAUUUCCAUAUAAAGUUUUAUAUAUACUUGACUAUAUCAAAAAAAUCUUUAUUGAAUUUUAAUAGAAAUUAAGUUAAAUUGGCAGAUCAAUUUGAAAAUAGGCACCUUUACUGUGUUGAGUCUUCCAAUUAUUUAACAGUAUGUCUCUACAUUUAAAUAUUGCUUAAUUUAUUUCAUUACAAUUUUAUACAUUUCAAUAACAGGUCUUGCACAAUUUUUAUAAGAUUUAUAUCUGUCUAGGUGGGUGUUUUUUGAGUGAUGAUAAAUAGCAUUGAUUUUUUAUCUUUCAAUUUCCACACAAUCUUUGUUAGUAACAAAUCUAAAGAUUUUUGGAUGUGAUUUUGGCAUCCUGAAACCUUGCUGAACUGUAGCCAUUUCUUUUGAUAGAAUGCUUGGGAUUUCGUACAUGGAAAUAUAAUUUGCAAAUAGAGAUAGUUUUAUUUCUUCCUUCUCAUCUGUAUACCUUUUUCUUGUUUUACUGCACUAGCUAGCAUUUUCCACUAUGACGUUGAAUAGUAGUAGUGAGAAAGGAUAUCCUAGCCUGGUUCCUGAUAUUGGGGGGAAAACAUUAAGUUUUUUAUCAUGAAGUGUGAUGUUAGUCUUAAGGUUUUCUUCAUAGAGGUUUAUUAUCAAGUUUAGAAAGUUUCCAAUAUUCUUAAUUUGCUGAGGUUUUGUUGUUGUUGUUGUUAUUUUGAAUGGGUGUUGAAUUUUGUCAAAUGGUUUUUCCUAUUAGUUGAUAUAAUCAUAUUUUUUUUCUUCUGUAGCUUAUUGAUAUGGUGUAUUAUAUUGAUAAUAGUUUUGAAUGUUGAACCAGCCGUGUAUCCUUGGAAUACGCCCCUGUUGGUCAUGGAGCAUAAUUAUUUUUAUGUAUUAUGGUAUUCAGUAUGCUAGUAUUUUAUGAGAAAGUUUUCCUUUAUUUUCAUGAGAGAGAAUAUGUAGCUUUUUUUUUUUCUUUCAUUUGUGGGUCUUACUUGUUUUUGUUAUAUUGUCAUUGUCUGGUUUUGGUGUCUAGGUGAUAACAGCCUCCCAAUAGGUAUUGAGAUGUGUUCCUUCUAUUAUUUGGAAGACAGUGUGUAGAAUUGGUUGUAUUUGUUUUUAAUGUUUGGUAGCAUUCUCCAAGGAACCAUUUAGUCCUAGAGGUUAUUCUUUUGGACCUUUUUAAUUAUGUAUUUAUUUUAUUUAAUAUGUAUAGAACUAUUUAGAGUAUUUCAUAUUAGAUUAAUUUUCAUAGUUUGUCCUUUUCUAGAAAUUGUUUCAUUCUUUCUAAGCUUUAUUUGCUUUAAGUAAUCCUUUAUCAUUCUUUAAUGGCAGCAGAAUCUGUUUAUAUACCUUGUUUUAUUUCUGAUAUUGGAAAUGUGUCAAUUCUUUUUUUAUCUUUAUUAGUCUUAGUAUGUAUGAGUUUUUUCAUCGUUUCAAAGAACCAACAUUUUAUAUCAUUAUUUUUACUCUGUUAUCUUUCUGUUCCUAAUUUCACUGAUUUUUUCCCCUGAUUUUUAUUACGUUCUUUUUGCUACUUGCUUUUGUUGUAUUUUCCUGUGUAGUUUCUUGAAAUGGAUGCUUAGAUUACUGAUUUGAAAUUUACUCUUCUAAUAUAAGUAUUAAAUUCUGUAAAUAUCCCUCACAGCACUAUUUUAGCUUUAUCUCACAAGUUUUAAUAUAUUUUAAUUACAUUUCAUUCAAUUCUAAAUAAUUUCUUCAUUUGAGACUUCCUCUCUGACCCAUAAAUUAUUUAGAAGUAUGUAGUUUAAUUUUCUAGGGUUUGGCAUGUUUUAUGUUCUCUUUUUUGCUAUUGAUUUCUAGUUUGAUCUGGCCGUUUAAAUUUGUUGAGGUUUGUUUUAUGAUCGAGGAAAUAGUCUGUCUUGCUGAAUGUUCUAUAAGGCUGCUUGAAAAGAAUGUGUAUUCUACUGUCGGAGUUUCUAUAAAUGUCUACACAAUUCUGUCAGUUGAUGAUGUUAUUCAGAUUUUCUAUAUCCUUGCUGGUUUUCUGUCUAGUGUUUCUAUCAAUAGCUCAGAGACAGCUGUUGAAGCCCUGCAGUAUAAUUGUGGAAUUGUCUGUUCCUCCUUUAAGUUCUAUUAGUUUUUAUUUGCAUGUACUUCAAAUCUCUGUUGUUUGGUGCAUCCACAUUUAGGAUUGCUUUGUCAUCUUGGUCUGUUGACCCUUUUAACAUUAUGUAAUGCCCUCUGAAUUUUCUUUGCUUUGAAAUAUACUUUAUCUGAUAUUAAUAUAGUCAAUAUUUCAUUUUUUGAUUAAUGUUUGCAUGGUUUAUAUUUUUCCAUCAUUUCAUUUUCAGCCUUAUCUAUAUCGUUACAUUUGAAGUAAGUUUCUGUGAAUGGCAUAUAUUCAGGUCAUCCUUUUGUUUUUAUCCAUUUUAUCAAUUUCUGGUUUUAAAUUGGUAUAUUUAGACCAUUUAUUGAUACAUUAGUCUUAAGUCUUCCAUUUUUGUUUUUGUUUCCUGUUUAUUGUUCUCCUAUUAUUUUUGCCUUUCUGUGGGUUACUUUAAUUUUUAGAAUUCCAUCUGAUAUAUCUAUGAUGUUUUUGAGUAUCUCUUUGUAUUUUAGUGAUUACUAGGUAUUACAUAUACAUAACUUAUCACAGCCUAGGACAUAUCAACAUUUUUGCACUUUGAUCUGUAGAAAGCUUACUUUCAUUGGGUCCCUUUACAUUCCCUAUUCUUUAAUAUAAUUGUCUUAAGUAUUUUCAUACACUGAGCACCAAUUUGGGUGAUGUUCUUUUUUCCUUCACCUUUCAAAGUUUUUACAAAACUCAUGAGAAGCGUAGUCUGUUCACCUUUACUUUUACCCAUUCCAUUGCUUUUUCUUCCUUCUUGAAAUCCCAAGGUUUCUUCUGUUAACAUUUCCUUUCUUUUUCACUAACUUUUAUAGUCUUUCUUCUAGGGUAGGUCUUCUGAUAAUGUUGUUUUUGUAUUCCUUCAUCUAAAAAUGUCUUUAUGUCCCCUUCAUUCCCAAAAGAAAAUUUUUGUGGCAUACAGGAUUCGGGAUCAGCAGUUCUUGUUUCUUAAUACUUGAAAAACAUGUCACUUCUCUCUGUUUUCCUUGUUUUUAGAUGAGAAAUCUGCUGCCAUUUGACCCGUUGUUUCCCUGUCUGUAAUGCAUUCUUUCUGUCAAGCUGCUUUCAGAGUGCUUUUCCUUUGUGUGUAUAUAAUCCCUUUCUAUCCUCAUAAUCUGUACCUGUGUUCAAGUCUCUAGUCUCACCUCUAGGCACUUUCUAUCCCAUAUGCUCAUUGAGCACUGCCCUACUUUAUUCUUUCACAGAUACAUUCUGUAUAACUGUUCUGUCUGCUUCUGUCCCCACCCUUUCACAUGGCUUUCACUCCAUUGACAACUGAAGAAUGGCCUCUACCACUGUCUCUAGACUUAAACAGGUCUCACAAAGUUCCCUUUUGCCCUACUCUCUCUCCUCCAUUAUUAGACCUUCUUAUUGCUGCCCUCCUCUCUGAUUUGAAGGUCGUUUCCUAGUCUGUGAGUUCCUUCUCUGCUCCUUCAGAUGGUAUUACUAUGCAUCAGCUACUGUUUUGAAUAUUUUACACACAUUAACUCUUAACCUUUGCAACAAGUCUAUGUAGUAGGUAAUGUUAUCCCCAUUUUACAGAUGAGAAAACUUAAGGCGCAAAAAGGUUAAGGAAUUUGCCCAAAGUUGUACAGUCAAUUAGGAGGUGAUGAGGGAUUGGAGGCCAGUUAGGGUGGCUGCAGAAUUCAUGCCCAUACCACUUUCUUGUAUUCUUCCUCACAGGGUAACUCUGUUUUCCUGGUCACUGUUCAUUUUUACUAAAAUAGAUUUUUAAAAUGCUCAUUUCUCUAUUUCUCAUUUGACGAUCCAUCUUGGCCAUUUCUUCAGGUUGAGUGAAAUAAACCAAACUCACUCUUUAAUGACUAUAUAAUUUAUUGUAACUUUUGUAGAAAAUACAGAUAAUCUCUGGGUUUGAGGUUGAAGGGAAGUAGAGAAGAGCUAAAGCAGGCAUUUGGUUUUAGAUAUUGUGUUUGAGGUACCUGAAAAGCAUCUCAGUGAAUCCAUUACCUCUUGUCUUGUCCAAGCCAGAUCCCUCGCAGCCAUUUUUUUAUCACCCUCCAUCCAGCCACUGUCUCACCCUCUUCAUUUUACCUUUUUAUUUUCCUUAGUAGACAUUCAAUAUGUGUGUGUUUUGGUGAAUGGCCACACACAGCAGUGUAUUUUUAUUAUAAUGCUUGGGUCCCUCACAGAGUGCUUACACAAAGCUGUGUAUAUAGUUGGCAAAGGAUAUUGACAUGGUGACCUUGAAGAGAAACUAUACAGGUUUUUAUGGCCAGAUCAAUAAGACUUUAUAAGUCAUAAUGAAUGGUUGUCAGAAGUCCUCAAGACCACUCCAGGUUUGAUGACUUAUUAUGAAGACUUAAAGGACUGAGCAUAUUACCAUACUCAAUGGCUAUGAUUUAUUACAGCAAAAGAAUACAAAGCAAACCCAGCUGAGGGAAGAGGUAUCAGGACUGUAGUCCAGAGGAAACCAGGGCCAAGCGUUAGGAGUUCUGAGUUCUUAAUUUAAGCUUCAUCAAUGAGUUACAACAGUAUGUAUUAAAUGGCUAUCAGGGAAGCUCAUUAGAAACUCAGUGUCCAGGGAUUUUAUUGGGCAUUCUGUGUAGAACAUAAUCAAGAUUCUAGACCUCCAGAAGGAUAGCAGGUCACCAGUAUACGCCACAUUGUUUACACAAACAAUAGGCAAAUCGAGCUAUUCAGCCUUUCUGGGAGUGUGGGAAACCUCCUAAAGUCUAAGGUCCCAAAGUCUGGCUGAGGGCAAACUUUGAAGCUCAAAGGUAGCAGUUCAAGGCCUGCUAUGUUAACUUUUCUUCACCAUGACUUGAAUGGCACUAAAAUGUUGAGUAAGUUCAAAUGUUUUUAACAAAUUCAGUUUGCUACAACAAAAAAUAAGUCAUUUUGAGGGAAAAGAUUAUAUAUACAUGUAAACCAUUGUAACUAAAGCAGUUAAAUCACAGUAGAAAUUCUUACAAAGCAGUCAAGAUCUAAUUUAGUGAUGACAAAGUACAGAGUGUCUGGUGAGAAAGGAUCUUGACUCUUAAUAUCUAUAUAUGUAUAUAGAUAGGUCCUAAAGUGAUUUGACUUGCCAAUAUCCCCUUCGCCUCUGUUUCUACAGAGAUAUAAUGGCCAGGUCAAUGCUGUCUAUUUCCAUUGCACAUAUGUCAACAAUUUCUCGUUUACUCUUUGUUUCCAUUUGAAACUUGUAGCCUUCGGGUUCAAAAAAGAGAAAAUUAAAGAAUAUGUGGUCAUAAUAA
This is a messenger RNA of Pteropus alecto (black flying fox), 9291 nucleotides long. It is a transcript of the gene ZNF805, whose product is annotated as zinc finger protein 805. Gene Ontology annotation, biological process: regulation of immune system process; regulation of cytokine production; negative regulation of transcription by RNA polymerase II. Lineage: Eukaryota; Metazoa; Chordata; Mammalia; Chiroptera; Pteropodidae. The record is from RefSeq and is a predicted model, not a curated record. The transcript is spliced from 5 exons. Gene Ontology annotation, molecular function: DNA-binding transcription repressor activity, RNA polymerase II-specific. Bases 366 to 3254 code for a protein of 962 amino acids.